UUGUCCUAGGACUUUGUAGUGAGGUAGAGAGUUGAUCAUCUAUUCUCAAUAUUUCUUCCUUAAAUCGGUUUUAUACUUCGUAUGUCUGCUUACCUAAGAGAUUUCCAAAUUGCAAAUAAGACGUACAACACAACGGAGACUGUAUUUUAAAGAGUAGAAAAAUUAACAGUCAUUGCAAAUCGAUCUACGAUGGAUAUAUGACUUCGGGUUGCCCUGUUCCGCGCGCGGCGAUUUGGGCUCCGAAUGCCCAUUUGGUGAGAUGAAGCGACAAAUAGCAGUCAUCUAUUACCCAGCACAAUCGCGAACAUUCUUAUUUUUAACGAGCGAGCGAGAUCCCAUCGUCCGUAGCAUGGGAUCAAAUUCUAAGCAUGCUUUAUAUUCAAUGUCUUGACCCUGCUCGCAAGGUUGCAUUGUAUUCGUCAUGCAGUUAGAAAUUCUCUACCUGGUGUUGAGAACUCCGCGAUAGAUAAAGGGGUCCUUCUUCUGAUUUAGCCAUCGAUGUUUUCCUACUGCUACUAAUCGUCUUCUGUCAGUGUUUCUUAGAGUGAAUCUAGAAGACUACCCCGAAAUUCAUCCAUCAUGCCCGUUUCUGUCGCCUCCGUAGUUACGCUACUGGGUGCUUUCGUCACCACAACACUGGGACAUGGCUACGUCACCGGCUUCGUGACAGACGGUGUCCAGCAACAAGGGUUCCUGCUGGACUACUACUACAACAAGAAGAACGGUAUGCCCAGCCCGAAGAUCGCGGCCUGGUAUGCAGAGAACACGGACAGCGGCUUCGUGGCUCCAGGCGCCUACCAGACUCCCGACAUAAACUGCCACAAGAACUCGCAGCCGGGCGAGAUCACGGUACCGAUCAAGGCGGGCGGCACCGUUGUAUUCCAAUGGGGCACGGCAGCGGGAGGCGCGUGGCCGCAUCCUUACGGCCCCAUCAUCGACUACCUAGCCGCGUGCGACGGGGACUGCAGCAAGGCCGACAAGACGAAGCUCAAGUGGUUCAAGAUCCAGGAGAGCGGGAUCGACUACGGCACGCAGGAAUGGGCGAGCGCGAAGCUCGUCGCCAACAACAACACGUGGACAACGACGAUCCCCAAGUCGAUUGCGCCGGGCAACUACGUGCUGCGCCACGAGAUCAUAGCCGCCCACGGCGCCAACACGGUUGGAGGCGCGCAGAACUACCCGCAGUGCUUCAACGUUGCGAUUUCGGGAUCGGGGACGGCGAAACCGGAGGGGACGCUGGGCACGGCGCUGUAUACUAGCAACGACCCUGGUAUCCACUUCAACCCAUACGCGACGAUUAAGGACUAUAAGAUUCCCGGUCCUGCUCUGUUCACUGGUUAGAGGGGUAGUUAGUUUCGUGGUGGCGGAGAGUGGGGGGGCUGUAUAUGAAGUUUUCAAGUUAUUGUCAUGGCAUUUCGACUGUAGCUGUAUCACUUUGCCCAUCCAGAUAUAUGGGUUUUACAUAGUUGAAUAAAGCAGAUAACUACAUGAACGAGAAUUAGGCUAUUAAGUUGGUAG
Hypoxylon fragiforme is the source of this 1518-nucleotide messenger RNA. Its product is annotated as glycoside hydrolase family 61 protein. The record is from RefSeq and is a predicted model, not a curated record. Lineage: Eukaryota; Fungi; Ascomycota; Sordariomycetes; Xylariales; Hypoxylaceae. The transcript is spliced from 2 exons. The coding region runs from base 580 to 1341 and encodes 253 amino acids.